Molecule: messenger RNA, 476 nt
Organism: Nicotiana tabacum (common tobacco)
Lineage: Eukaryota; Viridiplantae; Streptophyta; Magnoliopsida; Solanales; Solanaceae
Product: large ribosomal subunit protein eL22y-like
Biological process (GO): cytoplasmic translation
Cellular component (GO): ribosome
Molecular function (GO): RNA binding; structural constituent of ribosome
Source: RefSeq, a predicted model, not a curated record
CUUCUCAUAGUUCCUCCCAAAUCUCCGCAGCUUCUCAGGUAGAGUUUGUGUUUUUUCUUUAAUCGUAGGAGAAGAUGAGUAGAGGAAGCAGCGGAGCCACCAAGGGUGGGAAGAAGAAGGGAGCAACCUUCGUGAUUGAUUUCUCAAAGCCUGUUAAGGAUAAGAUCAUGGAUAUCGCUUCACUGGAGAAGUUUCUGCAGGAGCGCAUCAAGGUCGGAGGAAAGGUUGGAGCUCUUGGUGAUAUCGUCACUGUCACCCGUGACAAAACAAAAAUCACUGUCACCUCCGAGAGCACUUUCUCCAAGCGGUAUCUGAAGUACCUGACCAAGAAGUAUCUCAAGAAGAACAAUGUCCGUGAUUGGCUCAGAGUUAUUUCUGCAAACAAGGAUCGCAAUGUCUAUGAGCUGAGGUACUUCAACAUUGCUGAGAAUAAGGCUGAGGAGGAAGAUUGAGGAGCUGGAAUCUCAAUUGAAUCU